ACCAGGAAAGGGUGCUCACAGAAUUUGUUAUAAAUCAGUCUGGAGACCCUCCAGUUAUCUUGAAGCUGUGUAUCUGCAGGAUUUUUUCUCUCUGCUUUGUGUUGAUAGGUCACUGGACUCUGAAAAGCUCCUCUGGCUGUUUGACGAACAGAAGAUUUGAAGUGCCAAAGUGAUAGCAAUGAAUAGUUUGAAGACAAAUACCCUGGUGCGUUUCUACAAGCAGCUGAAAACUAUCUGUAGUCCAGCAGCAGUGCCAGCACGACUCUGCAGCCUGGCCACCUCCACUCAUAAAAACAGGACUGGUGCAUUGCAUCCACUCUGGCAGAGUCCGCUUACAAUUCCUGGAGGCACCCGACAGUCUCCUAUCAAUAUCCAGUGGAGAGACAGUGUUUAUGACCCCUUCCUGAAGCCUCUGAAAAUCAGCUAUGACCCAACAACCUGUCUUCACAUCUGGAACAACGGCUAUUCAUUCCUGGUUGAGUUUGAUGAUUCUACUGAUAAAUCAAUAAUUGAUGGAGGUCCCUUGGAAAACCAAUACAGGCUAAAGCAGUUCCACUUCCAUUGGGGAGCUAUAAAUGACUGGGGUUCAGAGCACACAGUUGACUGCAAAUUUUACCCAGCAGAGUUGCAUUUAGUACACUGGAAUGCUGUUGUGUACCCAACAUUUGAAGAAGCUGUAAUGGAAGGUAACGGCUUGGCUGUUAUUGGAGUGUUUUUAAAGCUAGGAGCACAUCAUGAAGGGCUGCAGACACUGGUUGAUGCCUUGCCAGCAGUUAAACACAAAGACACUGUUAUCGAGUUUGAUGUCUUCGAUCCCUCCUGCUUGAUACCUUCAUGCCCUGAUUAUUGGACCUAUGCGGGCUCUUUGACUACUCCCCCACUUACUGAAUCAGUCACAUGGAUUAUUAAGAAGCAGCCCAUAGAGGUUGAUGAGAAUCAGCUGGAGGCGUUUCGGAUGCUGCUCUUUACUUCAGAUGGUGAAGAAGAAAAGAGAAUGGUAGACAACUUUCGCCCUCUUCAGCCAUUAAUGAACCGAACCGUCCGUUCAUCCUUCCAAAGCAGGCAUCUCUUGAAUGCUGAAGAGCAGCCCAAGGACCAUGCCGAGCAGAUGAGGCCAUAGAUGGCCCAUGAAAUGUCAGUCCAGACUGCAGUACCUGGUUAUAACAGACUUAUUUUUUCAAUUAUUUUUCCUUUUUCUUCAGUAUAUGUCACAACAGUUCCACAGCCAGACAGCCAGCUUCAGUUCUGCUAAGUGCCAUUUGACUUUCAGUAGAGAAGCUGUGGAGUUUUUUAGUUUUGCUUUCUUUUUUUUU
Molecule: messenger RNA, 1313 nt
Organism: Neopsephotus bourkii (Bourke's parrot)
Lineage: Eukaryota; Metazoa; Chordata; Aves; Psittaciformes; Psittacidae
Product: carbonic anhydrase 5B, mitochondrial-like
Exons: 7
Coding region: 179-1120 (313 amino acids)
Cellular component (GO): mitochondrion; cytoplasm
Molecular function (GO): zinc ion binding; carbonate dehydratase activity
Source: RefSeq, a predicted model, not a curated record